AUGUUUGGCGUACAGCUCCGGUCUCGAGUGGAGGUUGACUGAUAUUGCGACGAUGCAUGGAGUUGGUUUCGCGUUGUUUCGAACAAAACGAAAGAACUGAACAAAGAGAUUUUUCUGCGCAGGAUUAAAGAUUCGCGAAAUCCGGUGCUGUGAGAAAAGUUUUAUCGAAGUGAAAAUUUUCAGGUUGAAAAGCCUGACAAACGUAGCAAAGUCUUUAAAUUAUAUUUCUGUACAUUGGAAGGUACAGAAAACAUGGUGGUUCACUCCAGCUAUUUCCUCCUGGAAUUUGCCGGGAUAAUAAUUGCCCUUGUCAUAUCUGUUUAUGCCUACCUAAAAUAUGUGUCCUUCAGCUACUGGAGUUCGAGAAAUGUAAUUUCUCCAAAGCCGAUCAUUCCUUUUGGCCACAUCAAGCCCGUCACAACAAGAAAACGUUCAAUAGGUGAACUUUUCCAAGAUAUCUACUCGGAGUAUAAGAAACAUCCAAUUAUUGGCGUUUACUUGUUUACCCGGCCUAACCUCGUCAUCGCCGAUCUAGACCUCUUACGCUUUGUUCUUACAAAAGAAUUUCCGCAUUUCCACGACCGUGGAGUUUACUGCGAUGAAAAGACUGAACCACUGUCCGGACAUUUGUUCUCACUGCCUGGUGCCAAAUGGAGAUUUUUGAGGAACAAGUUCUCUCCCACGUUCACUUCCAGCAAGAUAAAACAAAUGUUCCCUACGGUUAAAGAAACUUCCAACAGACUUUCACUGAUAGUCGAGAAAAAAGCUCAAAACUCUGAAGUGAUUGAGAUAAAAGAUCUUAUGGCAAGGUUUUCCACCGACGUGAUCGCUUCAGUGGCUUUCGGUAUUGAUUGUAACAGCCUAGAAAAUCCAGAUGCUGAAUUCCGGGCGAUGGGUAGAAAGUUUUUUGCCCCAAGAAAGGGUAUAGCCGGACUUGUUUUUGCUUUUCCAAUUUUGCAUAAACUGUUUAAAUUUACCGCGAUUCCCGAGGAUGUCACUAAUUUUUUCAUGGGCGCUUUCAAGGAAGCAGUAGAAUAUAGAACGGCCAAUAACGUCGUUCGAAGAGACUUUUUAGACUUGGUCAUACAGCUUAUAUAUAAAGGCUACGUUCAUAAUGACGACGAAAAAGCACCGCUGCCUGGGACAGUCGACGAGCAGAAGAUUACCAUGGACGAAGGAGCCGCACAAGCAUUCGUCUUCUGGGUUGGUGGCUUUGACACAUCAUCGUCAACGGUGACCCAUUGCCUCUACGAGUUGGCGCUGAAUCAGGAAUUGCAGGAGAAAACAGCCGCGGAAAUAAUCAGAGUCCUUGAAGAAUACGGGGACGUAACUUACGAGUCCAUCAGAGCGAUGCCCCAUCUUCACAAAGUCGUUUCUGAAACGCUGAGGAAGUACCCAGUCGUUCCGAUACUCAACAGAGAGUGCACCGAGGAUAUUGACCUGCCUGGUACCGGCUUCCGAGCCACCAAAGGUACUAAGAUUAUUGUCCCGGUUCUUGGAAUCCAUUGGGACCCCGACCUAUAUCCAGAACCAGAGAAAUUCGACCCGGAACGGUUUAAUGAGGAAAACAUUGCCAAGAGACACCCGUACGCUUACUUGCCAUUUGGUGAGGGCCCAAGGAACUGCAUCGGUAUGAGGUUCGGGUUGGUGCAGUCUAAAGUUGGCCUGAUCAGGAUGUUGUCAAAGUUCCGUUUCACUCCAGGUCCGAACUUGGACGUGCCUUUAAUAAUGGACAAGGCAAACUUUGUGCAGAUGGCCUUAAACGGGGUAACAUUGCGUGUCCAAAUGCGAUAAUGCGACGGAGUCAAUGUGUAAUAUUUGUGCCAUACAAGUUUAAGAUUCCCUAUUUGGAAAAACGGUACCUGUAUAUACAUUUCACAGGUUUCGAGAACAAAACUUUCAAAGAAGGUGGUGGAAAAAAUUGUUUACAGUUACCGCUGGGAUUUAGUGAUUAUCUGAGGUUGAUAACGUCACAUUUUCCGAAAUGUCUAGGUAUCACAAUAUAAAAUCCAUCCGCCGUAAGAUCAGUCGUUUCUUACAAUAUUACUGUAUAUGCUCUAAGAUGUACAGUUACAGUGGCAGAUAAUGAAAAAGCAACUUCUUACUCUAAUUGGUUAUUACGGUAUUAUAAUACGUUUGGUGGAUGCUUUGAGUGAAACUGGAUGCUCGGACCAAAUAUCCCAGGCUACACUUGAUGUUCUAAAAAAUUCGCAGCAAACAUAUCUCUGCAAGAUUUGAAAUAUUUCAGUUACAAAAUAAAUAAAUAAAUAAAAAUCAAUUUUUCACUGCUUACGUCGGUUGCGCAUGAAUUAGUCUCUUAGUCUGUUCAGUUUCAAAAUAACAUAUUAUCGAAGACUGACACGAUCAUUAAGGCAAUUUGGAAAACAAAAUUAUAAAUUCUAAAGUCAAACAAUGAAAAUUUUUCUCGUUUCUCGUCUCUUCUGAGUUUCAUGUGACUUGAACAAAUUAGAGAUCUACGAUUGUCAGCAGUGAAAUGGUGAAUGAAAUUAUUAUUUUAGUUGAAAUGAUAAGUAAAAUGACGAACCGUUCGGAUCAUAUUUUCUACCCAAAUCAAUUACCAUUAUAUCACUCUCCCAAUAUCGAUUUGUACCAACAGAUAACUAAACCAUUGUUCCAAUACUUCACAAAAUGGUUUAAGUGCGAGUACUGCUAAAACAUUCAAAAAUCAUAAGUACUUAACAUCCCAGCCAACAUCUGCGCACGGGAAAGAGCUAAGUCACAGAAUUUCUAUCCGCACCUAAUGCAUUUGCGAUUGUAUCGAAAUUCUUUUCUACGAUAACGGGAGACCAAAUUUUUUGAUGGAUUAAGUCAACAAUGACAUAUCUUUAUUCUUUCUUUCACGCAAGGAUAACUUUGAUACUGGCGAUUAGACAACACGAGAGUGUACUUUCUUCGGUAUUCAAGUUGUGUUAAUUGAUUUUUGUAUCUCUUGAAGAGUCAAGAGCUAAUUGUUUUGGUUGUUAUACCUUCCAGUACAAUUUAUUACCAACGUUGAGAAAAAAAAAUGCUGCAUUAUCCAUCAGAGUUGAGAUGAAACAUGCUGUACGUUCUUUUCAGUUACGAAAUGCCUUUGCUAGAUCCCAUUUACUUCUGUUAUUUAUAAUUUUUAUUUUAUAUUGAACAACUUAACUCUUCAUUUUGUUUGUUUCUUCCACUUCCUACUUAUUUUUCCAUAAUCUUAAAAUCUGAUAUGUGUUGCAAUACUCGACGUUUCCUAACAUCGUCAUUAUAGUAUUGAACAUAUUUAUCUCGGCAGAUAACCAUACGAGGGUUCCAGUAAAGUUACUAAACAAAUACUUAUAUUUAUGCAUAACAAAGUGAUUUUAAGGAGAAGCGGUAGGAGAUGUAUUCGUGUUAGAAUGAGUUUUAAAGUGAACCGUUGCAUCCACGAGAAAUCAUACGAAUAGAUGCAUCGUUCGUUAGAACAACUUUCGCAUGUUGAAGCCGCGCAUUUCCGAAAGUAAGGUAUUAAUCGUCAGUGAAUUACCGUCUCAGUGACGGGCUGAUGCUAAGCGACUCAAAGAAUUUGUAAUUGAAAACGGAAAAAAUCUGCAAAAGCAUUUUGAGAUUCUUUUUUUACGUUAAUAAAAACUGAAAAAAUGA
Messenger RNA from Neodiprion virginianus, 3624 nucleotides. RefSeq names its product probable cytochrome P450 6a14. The record is from RefSeq and is a predicted model, not a curated record. Bases 253 to 1794 code for a protein of 513 amino acids. The transcript is spliced from 6 exons. Gene Ontology annotation, molecular function: oxidoreductase activity, acting on paired donors, with incorporation or reduction of molecular oxygen; heme binding; monooxygenase activity. NCBI's taxonomy places the organism in Eukaryota, Metazoa, Arthropoda, Insecta, Hymenoptera, Diprionidae.